GUUCUGCAAUACCGUAUUCAGCGUUGACUUGGCCGCAUGAAAUCACAUCAGUUGAAUUACAAAGUGAAUAGUUCAGAGGAGCAAUGAGUAUAAAAUAUGGGAGAAUCGUAAUUUUUGUUCUAUUAACUUUUGGGAUUUAUAUAGUAAAGAAACAUGAAGAAAAGGAAAAUCUAAAACGACGCAUGGACGAAUACCAAAACCAGUUAUAUCAAAGUCAACUUAUCGGGUGCUUUGAGGAAGUCACUCAUGCAUUCGAAACUGUUCUUGAACUGGAAACACGUGACUUAAUGACAAGUAUGCCUGUUUGUUACAAAAGGAACUUCACUCAUCUAAUUGUUAAAAGAGAAAACCAAUGUAUUUGCUGUAACGAUAUGAUUUGGAAUAAAAAGUUUCAACAAAUCAGUUGCGGUAAUAAAUCUCACCAGAGACUUUACAUCAUACCGACAAGUACAAAUUUCACAGGUCACCCCAAACCAAGUUUUUUCCUGAGGCAAGACAGUUUCAAGGUCACCGGGUUAUUUUGGGAAUCGACAAAUCUGAACGAUUUUGACUGUUUUAUUGAAUGUGGAAAACGAAAUUUUUUUUGGGCUGCUGUCACUGAUGGAACACAAUGCAUUUGUCAUAAUAAUAGACAAAGCAAUAACGUUAUUGAUUAUGGAUCGGAUGCUCUGAAGACACAAUUUCAAAAGACCGUUACACAAACUACACCUGGGUAUAGUACGAUUUACAGAACACUACACAUCAACGAAGAAUGCUAUUUUGAAAAAACUUAUGCUUCAAAUAAACAUGUUCCAUACGUUGGAAUAUUAAGCUUUCCUGGUUCUGGUAAUACUUGGUUUCGGCAUCUUCUUGAGAUGGCAACUGGGAUAUAUACUGGAAGCGUAUAUGAUGAAGCGGAAUUGUUUUCAUAUGGAUUUUACGGAGAAAUUUUAGAAAUGACAAGUAACGACAUCCUCGGUGUGAAAGAUCACGUGAUUCACAAAAGGAAUAAAAAGAUGUACAACAAGCAGAUUUUGAUCAUUAGAAAUCCAUACGAUGCGUUUAUGGCAGAAUUCAACAGAAAAGCAUCUGGGCAUGUUGGACACAGAAAUAGCAGCGACUUUCAAACGUCAGAAUGGACAAAGUUUGUGAUGGUUAAAGCAGAUCAAUGGAAAAACAUGCAUUUGCACAUACUAAAGACAAAUAAGCCAACUUUUAUUUUAACAUACGAGGACCUUAUUCAAAGCAAGAAAAAAUCAAUGGAAUUAAUUCUGUCUUUUCUAGGUUCGGACAUCGCUAAAGAGACAAAGCGAUUAUUGUGCAUUGAAAAUGACCGGGGAGGAUUUUUUCGUCGGUACAAAAAAUUGUCGUAUACAUACUUCACGAAUGUUAUGAUCUGGCACAUUAACGCCUGUAUAAUUGAAGUAAAAAUAGCACUGCUUAUCAAAGGAUAUCAUACUUUACCGCCAUAUGAAAGACCAUUGUCAGAUACCCACGGUGGAUAUUCAAUGAAUACUUCACCAAAAGUAAAGAAAUUGAUGAUAGUAAGGCCAUUUCUAUGAUUAAGAAGCUAUAACAAAUGUAAGCUACAUUUCAUGAUCUCGAAUCUAGUUUAAAUCGCAUCGCUUUGAUCAGAUAAAGAAGCCGUGGUACGAUAUCUCAUUCGUUACGUAUACAUUGCAAAACUUCAGGUAUUACAUUUUUAUUUAUAAAAUUAGACAUCAUUAUUUGCAAUUGUAAUUAUCAGUAUGACUAAUUUACAAAUAUUAGUGUAAAAUUUAAACAGUUUAGAAAUUGCACUUGAUUUAUAUUUAUUUUCAGUUAAACUAAAAAUAUCUACGCUA
This is a messenger RNA of Styela clava, 1823 nucleotides long. The record is from RefSeq and is a predicted model, not a curated record. NCBI's taxonomy places the organism in Eukaryota, Metazoa, Chordata, Ascidiacea, Stolidobranchia, Styelidae.